AUGGAUGAAAACACAGACGAGUUGAUCCGUCCUGAGGAUUUCCCCCUUCCCAAUAGGUCUCAGGAAUCGCUAUGCUCGCAAGAAUUAAUGAGUUGGAAUAUUACCCCUCCGCUUCCUGCUGUCGUUGACAAAGCUCGGCACCUAACAAACCCGGCGCCUCCGCCGUCGCUUGCGAGUGAGGCGCCCCAGCAAAAGUCAGAUGAACUCCAGCAGCCGGUUAAAAAUGAGUGGGAGUUCAUAUUUAUUUUUUUCACUCUUGCAAUAGUUGCCUUUGUCAGGGCGCUGGAUGUGACUAGCCUGCCUGUUGCUCUUCCGAUUAUUGCUCGAGAAUUUAAUGCUACUACCUGCCAGUCAUUCUGGGCGGCAAUAUCAUUUCUCCUCACAGCUGUACUCUCUCAACCAAUUCACACGGUAGUAUCGGCCGUUUUCGGGAGGAGGGAGAUUCUAUACUUAUGCCUCUUAUAUUCUGCCAUUGGCUCAAUCAUUACUGGUUUUUCAAAAGACAUACAUGUCCUCAUCGCCGGCCGAGCUCUGCAAGGGUUUGGUGGGGGUAGUUUCGAAGCCCUUUCCGAGACUGUUCUCAGAGGCACGAGCACAUCAGCAGACCGCUCCCGCUACUUAACUAUUCUCAGCUUUAUAUGGGCAGCUGGGUUCGCGUUAGGUCCGUUGAUCGGAGCCAUCUUCGCAGAACAUGUAGAUUGGCGUUGGAUAAUCUGGAUCAAUAUACCACUCCUGGCAGUCCCCAUCCUGCUUGUCCUUAUCUGUCGCGUACUGAAACCCAUCAAAUUCCCUCUCCCGUCACAGCUUGAGCAAGUCGAUUGGCUGGGGAUAGUCCUCUUUAUACCGUCUCUCACCCUCCUCACCGUAGCGAUAACCUGGACUGACGCACAAGACCACUUGGGCUCAAUAGUUACUAUCGCCGUCCUAGCACUGGGAAUCCUGUUCCUGGUCGCAUUCGUCAUCCGAGAAGGCUGUGUCCACACGCCUAUAUUCCCUUACUGGCUCCUUGCUAGAAAGAGGGAAUUUGCAAGUCUAUUUGGAGCCUUUGCGUACGGUGCAGUCCUCUAUCCUAUCAAUUUGUUCAUCCCGAUUUACUUCGAGGCUGCUGUCCAGCUUAAUCCAGCCGCCGCGGCUACCAACAUGCUACCUCUUUCCAUCCUCGUUUCCGCAAUGGCAUUGGUAACUCCCCUCGGAAUCAGGCAUCUGUGCCGUUAUUCAUGUUUCAUAUGGAUCGGGUGGUUUCUCACGACACUAGGCAUCGGCAUCCUCAUCCUGCUCCACAGCGAAACCAAUACCGUCAGACGGAUGGGGCUCCAAGUCAUUGGAGCCGUGGGCCUGGGUAUUCUGCUCCCGGCACUGAGUAUCCCGUUGGAAGCACGAACGGAUGGCGAACGACAAGCCGAAGAAACGAUGGGGAAUUCUACAUUCGCACACCAGCUGGGCGCAGUCGUUGGCGCUGCGCUUAGCACACACAUAUUUUCAAGGUCGUUUUCGACAGCAGUUGGAAAGCUUUUACCUCUUCCCGAGCCACUUGUCUCGCUGAGUGACGGAAGCGCAGCUGUCCGAUUUAUCCCUUUGCUAAAACAUCUGGAUCUUUUGGUCGGUGAAACAAGUGCAAUCGUUGAUGUGUAUGAGCGUGCGAUGACGGCUGUGUGGAUUGCUAUCACUGUUAUCAGUGGGUUGGGAUUGGUGUCCAGUAUCCUCGUCCGUGAGCUUAAAGUGGGAGAGAAGGAUACUGGAAAGCAGACGCUGCAAGGGUGA
Histoplasma mississippiense is the source of this 1761-nucleotide messenger RNA. RefSeq lists its product with no specific name. Gene Ontology annotation, biological process: transmembrane transport. The transcript is spliced from 2 exons. NCBI's taxonomy places the organism in Eukaryota, Fungi, Ascomycota, Eurotiomycetes, Onygenales, Ajellomycetaceae. The coding region runs from base 1 to 1761 and encodes 586 amino acids. Gene Ontology annotation, molecular function: transmembrane transporter activity. The record is from RefSeq and is a predicted model, not a curated record.